AUGAUUGCCGGCUUCUUCCAACCAUCUGUGGCGGCUUCUCGAACAGCAGCUGACUGGGCUUCGCCUCCUGCUCGGGUGAAAUAUUUAACAACCAUGCUAGAACAAAGUGAAUAUAUACCAGGGACUGCUCCUGACAGCGCUACAGAGAGCAGUCUAACAGAUCUUACCCGGACCCCUUCCUUGCACGGAACCUCAUCGUCUAAGGAUGGAGACAGUUUUCGUUCGACUAGCCCAAAAUCCCAGACAGAAAUUCAGCGGAAUAAGAAAGCAAGGCCUGUUGAAAGAGCGAUAUCUCAGGAUGACAAGGACUUACCCGAGAAUGGGCCAGCCAGUAAUACUCGCUCAAAGUCCUCUCAAAGGAGCAAGUCGGUCACUAGAGGUAGUGUGCUAAGGCCUGUUCCGCAUAAUACACAAGAAUCUCUCAUAUUCUCCAGGCGUCGUUCCAAAGGCAAGCUAUACACUGCACUAAGAACGAAGGUAGUUGAUUGGGACGAAGAUCUCCGAGCAAGUGAUGGUUCGCUUGAGCCACAACCCCAGGAAGAUGCCGAUUUUACUUCUGUCUCUUCUCCUUCAUCCAGCGGUGCUCGCUAUACCUUCAAUAAAAGUUCCACAGGUUCUUGGACAAGCUCUGCCAGAAAGAAACAAGCCACGAAGAUUAGGAGACAAUCUGGCACUGGAAGCAAGAUGAAACCUAGAAGGCGCGUGAACAACAAAGCCAAACAUUUAUUAACACAACACAUGAGGUCCAGGAACGGCAAUAACCAGUGCAGCCCAAAUUCAAGCAGUUCUGAGAAAGAGCCAGAUUGUAGUACCGCAGCAGGCAAGCAUGACAUAUGCAAUGGGAUCUCAAGGAGCCUGGCUUCAGAGAGUCUGGCUGGAGCCAAUAACUCGUCGCAAGCUUGCAAAACGGAGGACAUAAGCACCGGGGUAUUCAAAUCUUCCUUGCCUCAGAAUUCCAAUAACUCCAACAGGCAAUCUAUGUUUGAGACUAGUUUGAGGGAGGGUCAGCAUCUACAUGGAAACACUCCAGGCAGGGGCCAAUCAGUCGCAGAAAAGCUGAUUGCGGCGUUGCGAGAAAGUGAUACCCCGAAUCAACACCAUAACGAUAUAAACGCGAACGAACAGUUAUCUUGUGAUAACGAACAUGGAAUCGAAGAUGUUACCGAAUCUCAUGAGAUGCAAAAUGAGCCUGACUGUUGCAAAUCAACUGUAGAGCAGCAGCAAUGCAAAUGCGACAAGCAAGAUGUAAUAGACUCCUGGACAUCGGCCAUGAGCCAGGAAGGUAUCUCUGGCGACGAGUUGUAUCCUGUCAGGUUAUACUCCGGCAAUUCCUCAGAUGAAAGCCGAUUUGGUUCAUCGCAAGGCCCCGGCGAGCAUAAUCGAAUUCUCAGAAAGGGAGAAGCUAUGUCUGGAGCAGAAGAUGGAGAAGAGCACGAAAGCGUUCGAGAGGCCCCCUCUCUUGCCUCAAGCUCGUCUGUAGAGCCACUAUCCACGGAAUCAACUCCGAAGGCUUACUACUCGAGCCCGUCCAUGAAAGAGUCUACACCGAGUCUCUCUCACUGCUACAGAGGGGAUGCUACAACGGCGGCAGAUAGGUUCGAAAUUCACCAGCCGCCUCCCAAGAGACGCAGUUCCGCCUGCCGUGGCCAUUCAGAGGCUUUUGCAUUGUCUAGUUCACUCAAUCUAAACCUCUGUGCUACUCACCCAGAGGAAAUCACAACCAAAGAUUAUUGUUCACGGAAUCCCAGGUUUGGUAACAUUGGUGCUGCCCGACCGAUCAUCAGUGCUCUAGGGAAGUGCCCUGAUAGCGACAUAACUCAUGCUACAGAAUUCCUAGAGUCCAGUGCUAAGACUAUCGUGGACAAGAACGGGAGCCCUAGGCUGAUGCAGCAAGCGAGUAUGGGAGCAGAGGAACAUCUCACACUAAAGCGACAAGAUGCAUUUCCUCGUAUGGGCCAACGAAGUCGGAAACGAACGAGAGGCAUAAGUCAAGAUGACAAACAACACACCACCUAUCACACAACGGAGAAUCAGACAAGCGAAACCCCCUGCACUUUUCAGCUGGCCCCGAGAGAAUCUGACACAGAUUUCAGCGCAUCACGGACCACUCUUACAGAGGAAAUGGGCCACCAACCCUGCGCAAGCCACCCGCAGGUGAGUGCAGGCGAACGGCACCUCUUGAAAGUUGUGGCGUCCGUUUCGCCUGGGUCACGGCAAGAAGAACAGCAUCAAAUUCAAGAACGCGUUCUUGGACUAUAUGGUUCAGCAGCGGCUGCUGAACCAGAGCAGAAUGUGGCGUUUGAACUGUCAAAAAGCACUGCUGGUCAGAUUAACUGGCAAACAACACUGCAGGAGCUCCGCGUAGGAAUGGAGAGGACGCUGCGCAAUAACAAUGAGUACCUAUUUCGUCAAAUUGAGAGCGAGAAAGCCACAGUAAAUGAGGUCUUGAAUGGUUAUAGAAAACAAUGCCAUAGCGUCCUCGACCAACUCUUCAAAGCACAAAUUGAACGCACAAGGCUAUGCAAACAACAAAUUGAUUCCAUCAAACAACAACACGCAGAUGUUUGCCAAGAGCUGAUUCGUCGUCUAAAGGAAAAUGAACGGACUCUUGCUGAUUGGGAAAGCCAAUAAGUGCAACUAGCUACAAAAUGUGUGUCCUCCGCGGUGCAUCAUAGCGAGAAAAAAAGGAAUUGUGAAAGUAAUGCAAGCUUAUCUAAAGGAGCCUGAGCGCUCGAGACUAUGAAAUCGUUGAAUUACAAGCGACAGGAUAUGCGAGGUCCAAAGGAAUC
Messenger RNA from Aspergillus nidulans FGSC A4, 2789 nucleotides. RefSeq lists its product as uncharacterized. The transcript has 2 exons. The record is from RefSeq and is a predicted model, not a curated record. The coding region runs from base 1 to 2631 and encodes 876 amino acids. Lineage: Eukaryota; Fungi; Ascomycota; Eurotiomycetes; Eurotiales; Aspergillaceae.